Messenger RNA from Corvus hawaiiensis (hawaiian crow), 704 nucleotides. It is a transcript of the gene CCDC59, whose product is annotated as coiled-coil domain containing 59. The coding region runs from base 16 to 630 and encodes 204 amino acids. Gene Ontology annotation, cellular component: nucleus. The record is from RefSeq and is a predicted model, not a curated record. NCBI's taxonomy places the organism in Eukaryota, Metazoa, Chordata, Aves, Passeriformes, Corvidae. The transcript is spliced from 4 exons.
GGCGCCGGGAGCGCAAUGGUGGCGGCGCGGCGCGACGGGCCCGCAUCGGCGGCGGGCAAGGCGGGCGCGGCGGCCCUCGGGCCCGGCCGAAAGCGGCGGUGGAGGCCCGUCCUGCUGCGCAGCGUUGUCGGCAGCGUCCAGGAGGGACGUGGAUUUGCAUUUCGGAGGAAACAAAAGAUUGAACGACAGUACAGGAAAUUAUUGAAAAAGAGAAGACAAGUGCAUUCACUACAGGAUAAUCAAUUUACUGAUACAUAUCCAGAGCACUUGAAACAUCUUUACCUUGCAGAGGAAGAAAAGCUUAAGAAGCGGCGCAGGACUCCAGGUGAUUCAGUGCCAUCAGAAGAAAAGCUUAAUAAAGCAGCAGAGCCAGUUGUGACUCAAGAGAAGUUUAAAAAUAAAACAUCCAACCAGAAGGCAAAAGAAGAGUAUGAGAAAAUAAAGACUGAGCGUGCUAGGAAGAAAGAGGAAGCAGAAAAAAGAAAACAACAAAGAGAAGAAGCUCAACGUUUGUACAAGCAAAAGAAAAUGGAAGCUUAUAAAAUACUGAGUAAGAAGACAAAGAAAGGACAGCCAAAUCUAAAUUUACAAGUAGAAUUUCUUCUUCAGAAAAUACAGCAAAAUGCAUAACCCCUGCAUGUAUUUGAGUUAGCUGUGGACAUUUUAUUAAAUUACUGUUAAUAAAUAAUGUCUUUUUGCUUCUA